Nezara viridula (southern green stink bug) is the source of this 495-nucleotide messenger RNA. The record is from the annotation of a GenBank genome assembly. Lineage: Eukaryota; Metazoa; Arthropoda; Insecta; Hemiptera; Pentatomidae.
AUGGCAAGGCACUUUCUCAGACUGUCCACAAUAGUGGUGUCCUUGACCUUGCCGAAGAAGGAGGAAGGAUCGCUGGCUAAUAGGAUCAGGACGAGCCGACAGGACUCCUUUCCCUCUCGAGAGCUCUUGGACCUUCACCUCCUCCUGAUCCGCCUGACCUAUCUCCUCCCCGCGGCUUCCUCCCAUCUGCUAAUUAUAGCCCUCCUGCCUUCUACCGCCUACCUGUCUGUGGGAACGGAGGAACUUGAAACAAGCUCCUCUUCCUCGCCAUUAACAUGUUUACGAGCUCAUCACCCUUCGAGAUCAGCUGUUCAAAUCCUGACACACCGUUGGCUGUCGCAUGGGCCCUAUGAUCUCCCCUAUCAGCUGUCCCGUGCUAUCUCCCGCCCAGCCCGCCAACUGUCACAUGCUGUAGGUCACACUUUCUUCCUCCUCAUGAGGGAUAAUGGUGGCAUUGCCGAUCUAGAAAGCAUGCAGGCAGUCCUCAGUUAUUAG